Staurois parvus is the source of this 706-nucleotide messenger RNA. Lineage: Eukaryota; Metazoa; Chordata; Amphibia; Anura; Ranidae. The record is from the annotation of a GenBank genome assembly.
UGACCCGGUCGGGCCUGGUGCCUCGGUGCCCGUGAUGACUCGGUGCCCGCUGUCGAGCUUGGUGACUCUGUGUCCGCUGUCGUGCCAGAUGACUCGGUGCCCGCAGUCGUGCCAGAUGACUUGGUGCCUGCUGUUGUGCCAGAUGACUCGGUGCCCGCAGUCGUGCCAGAUGACUCAGUGCCCGCUGUCCUGCCAGAUGACUCGGUGCCCACUGUCGAGCUUGGUGACUCGGUGCCCGCUGUCGAGCUUGGUGACUCGGUGCCCGCUGUCCUGCCAGAUGACUCGGUGCCCACUGUCGAGCUUGGUGACUUGGUGCCCGCUGUAGAGCUUGGUGACUCGGUGCCCGCUGUCGUGCCAGAUGACUCGGUGCCCACUGUCGUGCCAGAUGACUCGGUGCCCGCUGUCGAGCUUGGUGACUCGGUGCCUGCUGUCGAGCUUGGUGACUCGGUGCCCGCUGUCGUGCCAGAUGACUCGGUGCCCGCUGUCGAGCUUGGUGACUCGGUGCCCGCUGUCGAGCUUGGUGACUCGGUGCCCACUGUCGUGCCAGGUGACUCGGUGCCCACUGUCGAGCUUGGUGACUCGGUGCCCGCUGUAGAGCUUGGUGACUCGGUGCCCGCUGUAGAGCUUGGUGACUCGGUGCCCGCUGUCGUGCCAGAUGACUCGGUGCCCACUGUCAUGCCAGAUGACUCGGUGCCCGCUGUAGAGC